AUGAAUACCGACAAAAGCUCUUUAAUAAACUUUCAAGAAAUCAAAGGAGACCUAUUCACCCAUGCACUUCCACACGAAUCUCUUGCUCACUGCAUCUCAAAAGACAUACGUAUGGGCGCUGGAAUUGCUCUUCAGUUUGCGAAAAAAUAUGGUGGCGUCCAAGAACUAAAAGCUCAACAAAAAAAUAUCGGAGAAGUUGCCCACUUGAGACGAGAUGGUCGAUACGUUUUUUAUCUUAUCACCAAGGAAGGUGUUUACGAUCGCCCAGAAAAAGGCGAUUUUAUUUGUUCGUUGCAUUGUCUUAGGGGUCUUUGUGAGCAACUUGGUGUUAAACAUAUUUGUAUGCCACGAAUUGGAACCGGAUUGGAUAAGUUACCAUUAGAUUUUGUUCAUGCGUCUGUUAAGGAAAUUUUCAGAGGAAGUGAUAUUA
Messenger RNA from Ambispora gerdemannii, 430 nucleotides. The record is from the annotation of a GenBank genome assembly. Lineage: Eukaryota; Fungi; Glomeromycota; Glomeromycetes; Archaeosporales; Ambisporaceae.